CUCUCUCUCUCUCUCCAUUUUCCACACUCGUUUCCUUUCUCUUUCAUCACUGCCAUUUUCAUGUCUCCCGUUGUCGUUUCGCUCUCGUUGUACUCCGACAUCGUCUCGAGCGAACGGCACUGCUUCAUCCUCGCCGGCCUCUUCUGCUCUUUCAUGACGUCCUAUGCGCUUCCAUUCUCAAUAUGACUGAUCUUCAGAUGCUAAUAUUUGGAUCAUUUACUGAAGAGGAGGUCAGAUCCAUGCAGUGCAUAAGCAAGCCACAAAAUAAUGAUUCAGAAAUCACAUUCGGUUCUUUGGAUUCAGAAACUUUACGAUCUGUGGGCAUUGUCAAUAAUAGAGUGACUUCAGAGCUUUAUUCACCUAGAAGCCAUGAGCAGUCUAUGCCCGUUGAUACAACAAAAUUUUCUGGUACUGAAAGUGCGUUGGGUUUAGAAGAUGUUUUUUCGAAGGAAAAUGGAGGCACCAUUAGCACACAUCCUGGUGAGAGUGGUGCAGAGGAACUGAAUUUAGGCUACAUAGAGUUGCCUGAAUCUGUAAGUUAUGGUAGUGAACCUAAGUUUUCAACCAACUUGUCCUUGGAGAAGCCAGGUAUCCACAGUGUGGGUGAAUUAUAUUCCUCCUUAAAAGAAGUUCUGCUGGAAAACUCUGCAAAUGGAGUUCACAAAGUGGAGUCCUAUAAGGGUAUGUUCAAGGAAUUGAAUAGGCUUAAGGUUAUCCACAGGACUUUUUUGCCUUGUGGUUUAGUCAACUUGGGCAACCUGUGCUUUCUGAAUGCGACUCUCCAGGCUCUAUUAUCUUGUUCUCCCUUUUUUGACCUCUUAUAUGAGUUGAGGAAUCGUGAUAUACCUGAGGUUGGUUAUCCAACAUUGCAUGCAUUUGCUGAAUUCAUCUCCAACUUCAACAUAUAUAACGGAGAAAUUAAUGAAAGGGAUGAAAAGUCUAUUCUAGAAACUGGAAAGCCAUUCCAGCCUAUCAUGUUCGAUUCCAUAUUGAAAAGUUUCACACCUGAUAUUCCGGAUAAUUUAUCGGGCAGACCUAGGCAAGAAGAUGCUCAGGAGUUUCUAAGCUUUGUCAUGCAUCAAAUGCAUGAUGAAUUGCUUAAACUUGAUGCACAAGUUUCAAAUGGGAAUGGAAAAACUGCGUCGUUGGUCUCUUCAACUGAUGACGAAAGUGAGGAUGACGAUUGGGAGACUGUUGGCCCAAGAAACAAAACUGCAGUUACACGAACUCAGAGUUUCGUACCAUCAAAGUUGAGUAACAUUUUUGGUGGUCAAUUGAAAAGUGUUGUGAAGGCAAGAGGUAACAAGGCAUCAGUUACCAUACAGCCAUUUCUUUUGCUCCACCUUAAUAUAUGCCCUGAACAAGUGUGUACAAUAGAAGAUGCACUUAAGUUGUUCUCUGCACCAGAAACACUUGAAGGGUACAGAACAUCUGCUUCUGGAAAGGGAGAGGUGGUGACUGCCAGCAAGUCGGUCAAGAUUCUGGAGCUGUCCCAGAUAAUGAUUUUGCACUUGAUGCGUUUUAGUUAUGGGAGCCAAGGAAGCACGAAAUUGCACAAAAGUGUGCAUUUCCCUUUGGAGUUUCUUGUUGGUCGUGAGUUGCUUGCCUCUCCUUCCUCUGAGGGUAGAAAAUACGAGCUUGUGGCUACCAUUACUCACCAUGGACGAGAUCCAUGGAAAGGCCAUUACACUGCUGAUGCACGGCACCCAAGUGGCAAAUGGGUACGUUAUGAUGAUUCAUCAGUCACACAAAUAACUGAAAGCAAGGUGCUUCAUGACCAGGCAUAUCUUCUUUUCUACAAACAAGUUUAGUCUAAAGCAAAAAUGCAUUUACGUCACAAAUUCUUUGUACAUUGUGUAAGGCUGUUUAGAUUCAUAAUCUGAGUAUAGAAUCGAGCAAUAUCCAACUCGUGGAGGAAAAAAAGAAGGGGUAUUUGUGCUGUAGACCCGCCAGUGAAAUUGUGGGAUGAGAUAUAUACUGAAAUAGCAUUACCUGUGUAGGAAAAUGUUGGAAUUUGGAGAUUAUUAGGUGAAAAUGGCUGGAGAAUAUGUAGCAGUUGUAUUUGAGUCUCUGUAAGUGCCUAAACAGAAAAGUGUUUAGAAGAAUUUCAAGGCUCCAAAGUUCCUCACUAAACGAACCAUCCGCGAAUAAAUUAUUUGAUUUUAAAGUUUCUGGCCAGUGUUUUUUCAGUAUAUUU
This is a messenger RNA of Striga asiatica, 2197 nucleotides long. The record is from the annotation of a GenBank genome assembly. Lineage: Eukaryota; Viridiplantae; Streptophyta; Magnoliopsida; Lamiales; Orobanchaceae.